Messenger RNA from Bombus pascuorum, 3866 nucleotides. RefSeq names its product ATP-binding cassette sub-family G member 1-like. Lineage: Eukaryota; Metazoa; Arthropoda; Insecta; Hymenoptera; Apidae. The record is from RefSeq and is a predicted model, not a curated record. The transcript has 13 exons. Gene Ontology annotation, molecular function: ATP binding; ABC-type transporter activity; ATP hydrolysis activity. The coding region runs from base 1747 to 3627 and encodes 626 amino acids. Gene Ontology annotation, cellular component: plasma membrane.
CUUUAGCGAAUUACAAUAAAAUAAAUUACAUUAAAUAUAAUAUAAUAUAAUAUAGUAUAAAAAAAUAUAAUAAAAUAAAGACUUACAAUUUAUGAAAAAGGAAAUAAAGAUAAAAUAUAAAAUGAUAAAAAAAUAACAAAUGAAAUGAAUAUCGCUAUUAAAAGUGUACUACCAUUAUUGAUGUGUAUGAAAUUAUGUGUAUAACAUUGUCAUCAUAUUUGCAAUAAUUACAUCGCGAUAUUAUUAUUAUGUUCUGCUUAAGACUAUUUCCUCAAUUAUCAUUUAAUUAAUUUCAUGAAAUAGUGGUAAUUUUCCUUUUUUAUGUAAGUAUGAAUAAGUAUCAUUUACAUAAGAUGUUUAUUCCGUAUCAAACGUAGCAAUUUAGUAUUUAAAUCCAAGGAGAUAUUAAAAUGUAUGAUUAUGUAUCCAAAUCUUAUACGUAUUUUCCAUGUAGUAUAUUAGUGAAUUAUGAGCUUAUUGUCUCCCCAUUGCUUUUUGAAAAAUUCGCUAUUUUUUGAUGGUUUGGAAUGGUAUCUAUCAGUCUUUUAACGCAUUUGCUGAUCACAUUACUUUAAUAAAAAAUUAAAUAAAUUAAAAUGGUUUUUUCGUAUUAAAUAUAUAUUAGAAUUUGAUUUCAAUUAUAAUUUGCGACAGUUACACUUCAAGAUUCUGAAGCCCAUACUUGUUUAGCGUGGUAUUAUUUUUAACAUGACAAGAAAUCGCAGUAUACAUAGUACAUAUAUACAGAAUAGGUAGCACAUAUGCAUCUAAUAUAGAUAAUAUUGACAAUAAAUGACUAAUAAUGGAAAGCUAAAUGCGCAUUUAUUAAUAUUUCUAUUUUACGGUACGCUUCAAUCAAUAUCGCGAUAUUUUACGAAAUACUACAAUAAAUAUUAAUACAUUGCUUUUACUUUUUGUGUUAUGAAAAUUAACGAAGCAAAACAAUCGAGAAGUUAUAUAAAACGUGUUUGAAUGUAAAUAAAGAAGAAUAACAAGAUUAUGAGAAGAAUACAUGCUACAAAGGAUGUUAUUCUUUUUUAUUGAAACAAUGCAAAAAGGACAAUGUUAAGAAAAUAUUGCUGCAUAUUUUGUAGAUAAAAGUAUACCAAUAGGUUUUCUACAGUUGAAUAUAUUUAUAUAUUUGAUUAAUGGUAAGUAGAUGAAAAAACGAAACUUGAAAUUUAGUUAUUGCUUUUUUAUAGCGGCAAUACUUUCUCUUUAUCUUGGUUCGUUAUCACGAUGCGUGAUACAUUAUACAUAUGUAUAUCGUAUCUAUGGAACAUAUACAAACAUCGCGUAUAGUAUGAUUCACACUGGACUUUGCGCGUAUUUUUUAAUGGUUUCUUUGUUACAAUAUACCUUUGUUUUCAAUCAUAAUGUACAAAUGUAGUAAUGUACAAUAUCGUUAUAGUACCACCCGAUACAUUCAUGUACGUAUAAUGUUAAGAAUAGGGAAGCGGUUAAAGCUAUUUCAACUUCAGUCUUUUACAACGAUCUGCCGUGUACUGAGCGUUCGACUGUCCCUACGAGUUUUUCCAUUUUCAUUCAGUGAUUCUCUUUUAAACAAAAAACCGUAUGGCCUUAUUAAUGUUUUAGAUCUUCAAUAAUUUUAAAAUUCGUGUUGCUCUGACUAUUACACAUCGAUCACAAAUAAUUUUAUAGAACGUAAUCGAGUUUUUAAAAUUUUUGAAAAUGUUUUCAUAAACUCACUAGGGAAUUUUUAACGCGUGAAACAACUGAUCAAUCAUGUCCACAAAAUCGGAGUCCAAGGAGAAGCAGAACAGCGAUGGAAUGCAAAACACCCCAGUAUCACCAUCAUAUUCAAAAAUAACAACCCCUAUUGACAUCGAAUUCAAUGACUUAACUUAUACAGUACCUUGUGGUAAAAAAGGUACAAAAGUAAUAUUAAGAGGAAUUUGUGGACAAUUUAAAUCUGGAGAAUUAACCGCUAUAUUAGGUCCAUCAGGCGCCGGAAAAUCCACCUUAUUAAACAUUCUCGCAGGAUACAAAUCGGCUGAUAGCGUUACGGGACACAUAAGUAUCAAUGGACAAACACGAGACGAGAAUUAUUUUAAAAAAAUUUCAUGUUACAUAAUGCAAGAAGAUCUUCUUCAACCAUGGCUUACAGUACAAGAGGCAAUGCAAUUUGCUGUAGAUUUGAAACUUGACAACAUUUCCCAAAAAGCAAAAUCGAUCGCUAUAGAUGAAAUCCUAAAUAUUUUGCGAUUACAUCAUGCAAAAGAUACAACUACCGAAUGUUUAUCGGGUGGAGAAAGAAAAAGACUUUCGAUCGCUUUGGAACUCGUGAGUAAUCCUCCUGUUGUGUUUCUUGACGAACCAACUACAGGACUAGAUGAAAUAUCAGCUGCACAGUGUACCGACCUUUUAAAAUCUUUGGUGCGAUUGGGGAAAACGAUAAUCUGCUCCCUCCAUACUCCAAGUGCAAGCAUUUUCGCAAAAUUCGACCACAUUUAUGUUAUAGCCGCUGGCCAAUGUAUCUAUAGAAGCACUGUACAUAAUCUAGUACCAUUUGUUCGACAAAUUGGUAUCGAAUGCCCGAAACACUACAAUCCUGCCGAUUUUGUGAUAGAAAUAUCUGCGGGCGAAUAUGGUUCAGAAUGGAUAAGUCGAAUGAUAAAUGCUGUGGACACGGAAUUUCCUAUCGUUCCUGUUUCUCGACGAACGAGGUUCGAAUUUCAAUACAAAGCAAAAAUAUCGAAAGUGUCCUGGUUCAAACAAUUUGUUGUUCUAUCGAGAAGAAUGUUAUUACAGUUACGUAGAAAUAAGAGUUAUAUCUACUUAAAAAUAAGUUUAUAUAUAUUCCUGGGCUUCGUCGUUGGUAGUUUAUUUUUAAACAUUGGAAACGACGGGUCGAAAACCUUAUCCAACUUUACUUUCUGCUUUGCUUGUUUGAUAAUUCUCCUCUAUGUACCUAUGUCACCGAUAUUAAUGCACUUUCCUUCGGAAGUGCAAUUGGUUAAACGAGAAUAUUUCAACAUGUGGUACGAUUUGAGUCCCUAUUAUUGUGCAUUUACAAUAGUUAAUAUACCUGGACAGAUAUUACUAUCGUCGAUAUAUUUAUUGAUGGUAUAUGUGAUCACAAAUCAACCUCUGGAGUUGUCCAGAUGUGCAAUGUUUUUUAGUAUUUGCUUCAUGUGCGCAUUUAUCGCAGAAAGUAUGGCAUUAGUUAUAGCCAGCACGCUGAACAUCGUGAAUGGUACAUUUGUUGGGCCUGCAAUUUCCACUCCACUAGUGUUGGUAGCUAUACAAGGAAUCGGUGAAAUGGAAAGUUUAUCUAUCUAUCGUAAACUCAUAAUGUAUCUAAGUUACAUUCGAUAUGGUAUAGAAGGUCUUGUAGUUGCUUUGUACGGUUACAACAGAGAAAAGCUAUACUGUCCACCUGCGGAAAUAUUCUGCCCCUUCGGAACACCUCGACAAGUUUUACUAACAAUGCAGAUGGAACAUGUGGUUUUUUGGGUUGACAUUAUCGCUUUAAUAAUUAUCCUUAUCUGUCUAAGGGCUCUCUCUUAUUAUUUGCUUAGACAACGACUUAAGCCAAACAAAAUGUUUCAAGCACUUCAUUUCAUUGGAAGGAUAAUAAAAAAUCAUUUUAACAUCGACAAUUAAAACCUAGUCUUAUUUUGUAGUAGAAAUAUACGAAAUAUUGUUUUCGAAAAAGUAAUCGAUCUUUUAUGAUUUUUUUCCGAAUGUGAUGAAGAGAAGAUCACAUAACUAAAUUUAAUUUAAUGAACUUACAUUGUAAUUACAUAUUAGCAAAUCUAUGGUUACUAGUGAUUUUAAAUGAUUUUCUUCAUUCUGCCACUAAUUAGGUGCAAACGAUAAAAUGAUCUGAAAAGUUUAAAGUA